GUUGAUUUUCUUUUUUGAAUACACGUGGGCGGUUUGUGUUGCAGGGAGAGAGGCCUCAGAAAGUAACUGGAAGCUUCUGGAGUUCCAAUUUAGAAGGUCGGUGAAAAUCUAAAGUACCCCGUGAUUAACAACCAAACGCCAAAGGAAAGAGAAAAGCAUCAAAGAAGGUUGGGAUUUUCUUCGUCUGCGAUUUCGUAACUGUUUGUUGCAGAUGCGGGGUAGAAGUUACAGUUACAGUCCCUCGCCACCAAGGGAUUAUGGAAGGAGGCGGCAUCGUAGCCCUAGCCCUAGGGGUCGCUAUGGCGGUCGUGGUAGAGAUCUUCCCACCAGUCUUCUGGUUCGGAACCUUCGCCAUGACUGCAGGCCAGAAGAUCUGCGUGGACCUUUUGGGCAAUUUGGUCGCCUCAAGGACGUCUACCUGCCUCGGGAUUAUUAUACUGGGCAACCACGUGGUUUUGGAUUUGUCCAGUAUCUAGAUCCUGCUGAUGCUGCUGAUGCAAAAUAUCAUAUGGAUGGCUAUGUUCUUCUUGGAAGAGAACUUACUGUUGUAUUUGCUGAGGAAAACAGGAAGAAACCUUCAGAAAUGAGGGCAAGAGAACGCAGAAGGCGCUCUCCACCAAGUUAUUCUCGAUCACCAAGAUAUGCUCGAAGUUACUCCCGCAGUCCAUACUAUUAUUCUCCUCCUCCUAGGCAAAGACGUUACUCAAGGUCAAUUUCACCUGGAGAUAAGAGAUAUAGAGAACGGUCUUACUCGAGGUCACCCUAUGGCUCAAGGAGUCCAAGCCGGAGCUUUAGUAGGAGCAGGAGUCAAAGUUUGGACUAUUCUAGGUGACUGAUUUGAAGGUGGCUGGGUUAGUAUGUAUCCGGGAGUAUUUCUCCACGUUAAUUGUCUAGAUGAUUUAAGUUUAGGUUUGUAUCAGCAGUAUAUGAGUGACUUCAAAGUUGAUUGUUUAGUUUCUAGUGCUGAUUAUGGCUAGUAAUAAAGUUAAAACAUAAGCAUGCUGUUUGAAUAUUCUAUGCUGACAAUGCUCGCCAUCCUUAAAUGAUCUUUAUUGAGAUUUUUCAUUUA
Molecule: messenger RNA, 1069 nt
Organism: Gossypium arboreum
Lineage: Eukaryota; Viridiplantae; Streptophyta; Magnoliopsida; Malvales; Malvaceae
Product: serine/arginine-rich SC35-like splicing factor SCL33
Exons: 6
Coding region: 212-832 (206 amino acids)
Molecular function (GO): RNA binding
Source: RefSeq, a predicted model, not a curated record